This is a messenger RNA of Gryllus bimaculatus (two-spotted cricket), 2814 nucleotides long. The record is from the annotation of a GenBank genome assembly. NCBI's taxonomy places the organism in Eukaryota, Metazoa, Arthropoda, Insecta, Orthoptera, Gryllidae.
AAUAUAUAUUGGGUUAAUAUUACUGUUUCUGAGGUACUUAUAAACUUACUUUACUCUUUGCUUAUUCCUAGUCCAUAGAAUUUUCAUGUCACGCGUGUAAGCAGCGUGGAAGUGUGGAAGUGAAGUUCUUGAUGCGGUUUGCGGCGGCGUAGAAAACGUGUUGAUAAUAGGUUAUAUUGAGGGGUAAAUUCAUGUUUCUUCCGUCAUGGGGAAUUCAUCUGUCGUUCCCCUACAGUACCUUCUCAAAUCGCAAAUCGAAUAAAGUGCUGAUUGGCAUUAGUUAAGCGUUUUAAGUAACAAGUUAGCUUUUAACGUGAGUUGAUUUGCCGUUGUUUGCCCUCUGCUCGCUCUCGGUGAAAUAUGGCAAAGGCAAAGGGUAAAUUUUCUAAGAAAACAUCUGGUAAGAUCAAAACACAACAGGAUUUUAAAAUCCGAAAGAAAGAAUUCAAAAAACAUUUGCAGAGUGGAGGCAAAUCAACUUCAAUCAUGUUAAAAAAUUUGCCUUUUUCAGUUAAAGUUGGUGAUAUUAAACAACAUUUUAAGAAGUUUGGAGUUAUUUGUAAUGUAAAUUUACCAACUAAAAAAGGUGGUAAACUAACUGGCAAUGGUUUUGUUCACUUUAAUACUGUGGAUGCUGCAGAAAGUGCCAUGAAACAAUGUUCAGGAGAAGACUUCAUGGGUCGGAAGUUAAGGGUUGAAUGGGCAAUGCCUCUGUCAGAAGUAAAGGCAGAUAUGAAAAAAGAAAAAGAUAAUUCUGCAAGAAAAGGCAAGUCAAAUAAUAUUAGAAGAAAUGUGAACAAAGAAGACAGUGAAGAUGAUAACAUGGCUAAUGACAAAGAUGAGAACAUGGCAAAUGAGAUUGAAGAUGAAAAGAAACAUGAUCUAAAUACUAAUAAACCUGCAGCUGAAGAAAUAAACAGCCUGUCACCUAUUGACAAUACCCCAAAGAAAAAUCCACAUAUUGCCAAAAAGGGUAAAAUUAUUGUUAGAAAUUUAUCAUUCAAGACAACUGAAGAGAAGCUAAUGGAUUAUUUCAAGGAAUUUGGUGCCAUAUCAGAAGUUAAACUUUUAAAGAAAGAUGAUGGGAAGUUGGUUGGUUGUGGAUUUGUUCAAUUUGAAAAGAAGUUAAGUGCACAGAAUGCUAUCCAAGAAAGAAAUGCCAAACCUUUUUUAGGAAGACCAAUUGUUUGUGAUUGGGCAAUACCAAAGGAUCAGUAUUUGAAACAUAUGGCAUCAGAAAUGAAUAAUAAUGAAGAAAAGAAAGCAUUAAAUGACAUCAAAAUAAAAAAAGAACCCUGUUCUGAUGAGAGUGACAAUGAAGCUCAUGUGAAAAUGGACACGGAAGUAGAUUCCGAUGAGAAGGACCAAGAGUGGGAGGAAGAAGAAGAAGAAGAUGAUGAUGAUGAUGAUGAUGAUGAUGAUGAUAUGGAGGAGGAUGAAGUUGAUGAUGAGUUCGAUGAUUCAGAAAAUGAUGAAUAUCCAACCAACAAAAGAGGUAUAAAAUCUAUAAAAGUUGAACAUGAAAAGGAGAGCAAGAAACCUAAAAUAAUUUCCAAUGAUGUUACGGAAGGAUGCACAAUAUUUAUUAAAAAUAUUCCUUUCUCUGCAUCAAAUGAUGACCUCAAAAAAUGCAUGAAACAGUUUGGGCCUCUUGAAUAUGCUUUAAUUUGUAUGGACAAGCUUACUGAACAUUCCAAAGGAACUGGUUUUGUCAAAUUCAAGAAAAAGGAAGAUGCAGAAGCCUGUUUGAAAACAGCAGAACCAAUAUUGAUCAAUGAUCAAACCAUAGAGGUGCUGUCAGCGAUUCCACGGGAUGAUAUUACAAGCAUGGCCGAUAAAAAGAAGGAGAAGGUCGUAAAGGAUAAAAGACAUCUGUAUCUUAUCAAAGAGGGAGUAAUUCUGGCUGGGAGUGCAGCUGCCAAAGAUGUGUCCGUCACUGACAUGGAAAAAAGGUUGAAACUUGAACAGUGGAAGACACAAAUGCUUCGUAAUCUAAAUAUGUUUGUAUCUAACACUCGACUUAUCAUAUAUAAUGUACCUCCUACGUGGUCUGAUGCACAGAUUCGACAGUUGUUUAAGGAACAUGCUGGACCCGGAGCUGUUAUUAGAGAGGCACGCAUUAUGAGAGAUAUGAGAAAUAUAGGUGCCGAUGGACUUGGAAAAUCAAAGGAACAUGCAUUUGUUCGCUUUACUGAACAUAAGCAUGCAUUGCAAGCAUUAAGAAAUCUCAACAAUAACCCAAACAUAUUUACCAAAGGGAAGCGGCCUAUUGUUGGAUUUUCAAUUGAAAACAAAGCAAUACAUAAAAUUAGAGAAAGAAGAUUACAGAAGAGUAGGCAAGCAAUUGCUGAAAAGCAAUCCAGUAACAGUCAGAACUAUCAGCAGAAUUCUAAACACAAACGUGAUCAUAAAACCCCCAAUCGGGUAAAGGAAAUGGGGGUUGAGACAAAACCAUACUCUGGACUUGAGAGCAAACCUGGCAAUAAGAACAUGCGAACAAAAUUCAAACUCAAAACUCAGGCAGCCGUUCACCAAAAGAAUGCCAAGGAGAGCAAACGAAAAUGGAAGUUGGACAAGAAAGCUCAGAAACAUAAUACAAAGCAUAGAGAGCCUCAGCCUAAGAAGAAAGGGGGAGAGGAAUAUGAUUCAUUUAGCAAACUUGUUGAUAAAUAUAAAAGUCAACUUAUGUCAUCAGAUUAUCACAAACACUGGUAUGAAUAAUUUAACAAGAAGUGUAGUUAUUUGUUGUAAGAUAACAUGUAAAUAUUUUUUUGUUCUUGUAAUAAUAAAUCAAUGUUUUAUUUAAGACAGAAA